Chenopodium quinoa (quinoa) is the source of this 1377-nucleotide messenger RNA. RefSeq lists its product as uncharacterized. The coding region runs from base 1 to 1377 and encodes 458 amino acids. The transcript has 6 exons. The record is from RefSeq and is a predicted model, not a curated record. Lineage: Eukaryota; Viridiplantae; Streptophyta; Magnoliopsida; Caryophyllales; Amaranthaceae.
AUGAAUGCAAAUGUUACUGCAGAGUACCUAGCUGAGAAAUAUGUUGAAGAGUGGAGAAGCAAUCCUAAUUGGAAGAUAAACAAUUUUAGGGAUAAGUAUUCUAGAGUAUGGGAUUAUGGGAAGGCAGUGCAAAAAUAUAGCCCAGGGACUGUAGUGAAUGUGGUGGUUGAUCAGUUGGAUAGGCCAGAGCCACCUUUGUUCUUGAGGAUGUAUGUGUGCCUUUCUCCAUUGGUAAGGGGUUUCUUGAAAGGAUGUAGACCACUAAUAGGGGUGGAUGGAUGCCAUUUGAAGGGCUCUUACCCUGGUCAGAUCUUGGUGGUUGUGGGAAAGGAUGGAAAUAACAGUAUCUAUCCCUUUGCAUGGGCUACUGUGGAGGUUGAGAACAAAGAAACCUGGUCCUGGUUCUUAGAAUGCUUGAAGCAAAGCCUAGAUGAUUUAGAAAUGGGAGGUGGCUUCACUUAUAUGUCAGAUAGGCAGAAGGGACUGCUUGAAGCAUUUGAGGAGGUGGUCCCUUUUGCUGAGAAGAGGUUUUGUGCUGAUUUUGAAAUUGCAAUGGAAUCCAUAAGAUUCCUUAGUGAGGAUGCAUAUGAGUAUCUAGACAACAUCCCUGCCCAACAUUGGUCUAGGCAUGCCUUUUCCACUAAUUGCAAAUCUAAUAUGCUUCUUAACAAUAUGUGUGAAACCUUCAAUGCUUGUAUUAGAGAAGCUAGGGAUAAACCAAUCCUAACCCAAAUUCCCAAGCACUGGGAAAAGAUUCAGCUAAGGGAGCCACUGCCACCACCUGUGAGAGUGAUGCCUGGCAGACCUAAGUCCAAAAAGAGAAAGAAGGAAAGGGGUAAGGGUGUAGCUGAGGCAGAGGGUACUUCACAAAAAAGGCAAAAGAGGUGCCAAAAAUGUGCUCAAUUUGGACACUAUGCCAAAACUUUUUCCAAUGUGCCUGCAGAAGUGAAACAGUCUUCAUCCCAUCUUAACACAAAGGGCAAGGCUAUUGUAAACACAGCAUGGGUGGUAAAACAGAGGAGAACCAAAGCAACCAGAGCUUUAAACAAGACUACUCCUGGGGCUACAACAGGUCCUAACAGAAUUGUAAAUAAAAAGUUCCCACAAGAGGAGGCCAAGAAGAAAGCUGCAGCUGCUGCAGCAAAAACAUCCUCAAAAGCAGUAGCCUCUCAAGGAGCGGAAGCAACAUCCAAAGGGGGACUAGAACCAUCUGAAGGAACAGGAAGAGCAUCUCAGGGAGCAGAAGCAUCUUCAGAAGGACCUAAUACAAGGUCAAGGAAGUAUGCAGGAGCAGAACCAUACCUCUGUAGCCAAGCAUCAACAACUACUACAGCAAAAAACACCACAGCAACCAGGGCAAGCAAGAAAAAAAUAUAG